AAUGAAUAUAACCUAAAGAUAGAUUUUGAUCGGAAAACAAAAAACGAAGAUAGAAUCAGAGAUUCGUAGAUUUAUCGAUCGAAGAUGAAUACUGACAUCACUGCCUUGGAGAAGCCACAAUACCCAGUCGUUGAUCGGAAUCCUGCUUUUACUAAAGUCGUCGGCAAUUUCAGCACUCUCGAUUACCUCCGUUUCUCUACCAUCACCGGCAUCUCCGUCACCGUCGGCUAUCUCUCUGGGAUUAAGCCUGGUAUUAAGGGACCGUCGAUGGUUACUGGAGGAUUGAUCGGACUCAUGGGAGGUUUCAUGUAUGCGUACCAGAACUCUGCAGGUAGACUCAUGGGGUUUUUCCCUAAUGAUGGUGAGGUUGCUAGUUACCAGAAGCGUGGUGGUUUCUCCAAAUGACUUUAGGUUUAUUUUCUGGAUCUGGUGGCUUCAUUUUGGAAUUUGAAACCCUUUUUUCUCUGUAAUUUCUUUGAAUUUCUCUGCUGUUUGAGGAUAAUAUGUGCCUCUGUUUGUCUGUUAUGACCUGAUGAUGAUCAAUAAGAUUUGAGACAGCGAAUUGUGGUGAUAGAUUUUUGUGAUUGUGAGUGAUGUUGCAAUAAGGAAUCUUUAGUGCUGCAAUUAGACUAGUCUGAUAGGUUUCUUUGUUGUCUAAGUAUUGGUUUGUGGAUAGAUGUAUCAUUCCAGAUGAAACUAGGAGCAGGCUGCAUUCGAAUCCCUCUAGGCACUUUGUCCUGGGAAGAAUUAUUGGUCCUCAUUGUCUAUCUAGCUUCUGGAAUUUCCCUGUGACAUUAUUCUGGUGCAAAGUCAAAGCUAUGUUGAGGUUUUUGUGGUUUGGGCUGUAAAUGAUUUCUUCUAGGAUUGCCAUUGUAUCCUAGAGGUGAUUGGUGCACUCAAAGCAAUCAGAUGUUGUAGCUUCUUCCUCUGUGGUUUCUUGUUGUGCAGAGGAUGCAUGUAUCAACAGGUAAAAGUUAGAGUCGAUCUAAUUGAUUCGUUAAGAAGAUAGAUGGGCUUUGCCUUGUUGAUGGAAUAUAUGAUCUUCCUAGUC
Messenger RNA from Arabidopsis arenosa, 1051 nucleotides. The record is from the annotation of a GenBank genome assembly. NCBI's taxonomy places the organism in Eukaryota, Viridiplantae, Streptophyta, Magnoliopsida, Brassicales, Brassicaceae.